Messenger RNA from Psammomys obesus (fat sand rat), 8421 nucleotides. It is a transcript of the gene Nrxn3, whose product is annotated as neurexin 3. The coding region runs from base 899 to 5926 and encodes 1675 amino acids. The record is from RefSeq and is a predicted model, not a curated record. The transcript has 21 exons. NCBI's taxonomy places the organism in Eukaryota, Metazoa, Chordata, Mammalia, Rodentia, Muridae.
GCAGCUCCAGGCACACGGGACCUGCUUUUAGCAUCUCCAGCGUCCUCUCUUCUUCCCUGCCACUCCCUCCCAGAGACAGAAAAAGAGAGAAAGAGAAAGAAAGAAAAAGGAAAAGGAGUCAGAAAGAUUCUGGGAUUUGAAUCUUUCCAAGGAGGAAACACCCAGCAAACUCAGUUGAUUAAACACCAAACUGACAGAUACCCAACUCUUCGGUUCGAGCCAGAGGUCCUUUCCCUGGAGUCUUGGGAGCUCUGUUAUGGGCAGCACUGCCUGGGGUCAGCACCAUGAAGCCUGAAUCUGCUUCCGCUCUGCUGUGGGCUCCACUCUUCCUGAGUACUCAGUUACUUGCGGCUCCCUUUCUCAAGGCCUGCUGCUGCUAGAAGGUCAAACCUCAGCACUGAUCCUUGGCUCGGGACUAUCUUUCACCUGGCUCACCUCACUGUUUUCUCCUCCUCCAUCACGGCACCCCGAGCCCCAGCCUCGUCCUUGGUCUCUUUGGUUCGGACGCCAGGAGAAACACAUUGCUGAAGGCUUGUUCCCGCCCCGGGCUCCUUCUCCUCCUUGAGUCAAGGCCUCCGGAUCCACAUGGAUAGCUGAGAUCUUUUCCUGGAGAAAGAUACUUCUUCCUCACCUUAUCCGGGAUUAGUCCCGCCCGACAUCCCCUGUCUGUUUCUUCCGCCUCUUUAUGGGAUUUCUUGCCUGUGUGCCUGUCUAGGGCUGUGUUGUUCUUUUUCUUCCUUCCCCACCCUCCUAACAUUCCUGUGUACUCUGCUUGUGUGCUCUCUGUGCACUGCUCUGUCUUCUCUCUCUUCCGUCACCAACCCCAACCCCUGCCUCCCACCCCCAGGGCUGUUUCCCGGCCUUGUCUGCUCAUCUGUGCUCUGGCCCAACAGCCACGAUGAGCUUUACCUUGCACUCGGUUUUCUUCACCCUGAAGGUGAGCAUCUUUCUGGGCUCCCUGGUGGGGCUCUGCCUGGGUCUGGAGUUCAUGGGCCUCCCUAACCAGUGGGCCCGUUACCUGCGCUGGGAUGCAAGCACUCGCAGCGACCUGAGCUUCCAGUUCAAGACCAAUGUUUCCACUGGGCUGCUCCUGUAUUUGGAUGAUGGUGGUGUCUGUGACUUCCUCUGCCUCUCCCUGGUGGAUGGUCGCGUUCAGCUCCGCUUCAGCAUGGACUGCGCCGAGACCACCGUGUUAUCCAACAAGCAGGUGAACGACAGCAGCUGGCACUUCCUCAUGGUGAGCCGUGACCGCGUGCGCACUGGGCUGGUGAUUGAUGGUGAAGGCCAGUCUGGGGAGCUACGGCCCCAGCGGCCGUACAUGGAUGUGGUCAGUGACUUGUUCCUCGGUGGCGUCCCUGCUGACAUUCGGCCUUCUGCCCUGACCCUCGAUGGAGUACAGAGCAUGCCCGGCUUUAAGGGAUUAAUGCUGGAUCUCAAGUAUGGCAACUCGGAGCCCCGGCUUCUGGGGAGCCAGGGAGUCCAGUUAGAAGCGGAGGGACCCUGCGGUGAGCGUCCCUGUGAGAAUGGCGGAAUCUGCUUCCUUCUGGAUGGCCAUCCCACCUGUGACUGUUCCACCACUGGCUAUGGUGGCACACUCUGCUCAGAAGAUGUCGGUCAAGGUCCAGGCCUCUCCCACCUUAUGAUGAGUGAACAAGCUCGAGAGGAGAACGUGGCCACUUUCCGAGGCUCAGAGUAUCUGUGCUAUGACCUGUCCCAGAAUCCGAUCCAGAGCAGCAGCGAUGAAAUCACCCUUUCCUUUAAGACCUGGCAACGCAACGGGCUCAUCCUCCACACGGGCAAGUCAGCCGACUAUGUUAACCUGGCUCUGAAGGAUGGUGCGGUCUCCUUGGUCAUUAACCUGGGGUCUGGGGCCUUUGAGGCCAUUGUGGAGCCAGUGAACGGGAAAUUCAACGACAACGCCUGGCAUGAUGUCAAAGUGACACGCAAUCUUCGGCAGGUGACAAUCUCUGUGGAUGGCAUCCUUACCACAACAGGCUACACUCAAGAGGACUACACCAUGCUGGGUUCAGAUGACUUCUUCUACGUUGGGGGAAGCCCAAGCACCGCAGACUUGCCAGGCUCGCCUGUGAGCAACAACUUCAUGGGCUGCCUUAAAGAGGUUGUUUAUAAGAAUAAUGACAUCCGGCUGGAGCUGUCUCGCUUGGCCCGGAUUGGGGACACCAAGAUGAAAAUCUACGGUGAAGUUGUGUUCAAGUGUGAGAAUGUGGCCACACUGGACCCCAUCAACUUUGAGACCCCGGAGGCUUACAUCAGCUUGCCCAAGUGGAACACCAAACGCAUGGGCUCCAUCUCCUUUGACUUUCGCACCACUGAGCCCAAUGGCCUGAUCCUUUUCACUCAUGGGAAGCCUCAAGAAAGGAAAGAUGUCCGGAGCCAAAAGAACACAAAAGUUGACUUCUUUGCCGUAGAACUUCUUGAUGGCAAUCUGUAUUUGCUGCUUGACAUGGGCUCUGGAACCAUCAAGGUGAAGGCCACUCAGAAGAAAGCCAAUGACGGGGAAUGGUACCAUGUGGACAUUCAGCGUGAUGGCAGAUCAGGUACCAUCUCUGUGAACAGCAGGCGCACGCCAUUCACCGCCAGCGGGGAGAGUGAAAUCUUGGACCUGGAAGGGGACAUGUAUCUGGGCGGGCUGCCAGAGAAUCGAGCUGGCCUCAUUCUCCCCACGGAGCUCUGGACCGCCAUGCUCAACUACGGCUAUGUGGGCUGCAUCCGUGACCUGUUCAUUGAUGGGCGCAGCAAGAACAUCCGGCAGCUGGCGGAGAUGCAGAAUGCGGCGGGCGUCAAGUCCUCCUGUUCACGCAUGAGCGCCAAGCAGUGUGACAGCUACCCAUGCAAGAACAAUGCGGUGUGCAAGGACGGCUGGAACCGCUUCAUCUGCGACUGUACUGGCACCGGCUACUGGGGAAGAACCUGUGAAAGAGAGGCAUCCAUCCUGAGCUACGACGGCAGUAUGUAUAUGAAAGUCAUCAUGCCCAUGGUAAUGCACACAGAGGCAGAAGAUGUGUCCUUCCGCUUCAUGUCACAGCGCGCCUACGGGUUACUGGUAGCCACUACCUCCAGGGACUCUGCAGAUACCCUGCGUCUGGAGUUGGAUGGUGGGCGUGUCAAGCUCAUGGUUAACUUAGACUGUAUCAGGAUAAACUGUAACUCCAGCAAAGGACCUGAGACCCUGUAUGCAGGGCAGAAGCUCAAUGACAAUGAGUGGCACACUGUCCGGGUAGUGCGGAGAGGAAAAAGCCUUAAGUUAACAGUGGAUGAUGACGUGGCUGAGGGUACGAUGGUAGGAGACCAUACCCGCCUGGAGUUCCACAACAUUGAAACUGGUAUCAUGACUGAGAAGCGUUAUAUCUCCGUGGUCCCCUCCAGCUUCAUCGGCCACCUGCAGAGCCUCAUGUUCAAUGGUUUGCUCUACAUUGACUUGUGCAAAAAUGGUGACAUCGACUACUGUGAACUGAAGGCUCGUUUUGGACUGAGGAACAUCAUUGCUGACCCCGUCACUUUCAAGACCAAGAGCAGCUACCUGACCCUUGCCACCCUGCAAGCCUAUACCUCCAUGCACCUUUUCUUCCAGUUCAAGACCACUUCCGCUGAUGGCUUCAUUCUUUUCAAUAGUGGUGAUGGCAAUGAUUUUAUUGCAGUUGAGCUGGUCAAGGGGUACAUUCACUAUGUGUUUGAUCUCGGCAACGGCCCCAAUGUGAUUAAAGGGAACAGUGACCGCCCCCUGAAUGAUAACCAGUGGCACAAUGUUGUCAUCACCCGGGACAACAGCAAUACCCACAGCCUGAAAGUGGACACCAAGGUAGUCACUCAGGUCAUCAAUGGUGCCAAAAAUCUGGAUUUAAAAGGUGAUCUCUACAUGGCUGGCUUAGCCCAGGGCAUGUAUAGUAACCUCCCGAAGCUUGUGGCCUCCCGGGAUGGAUUUCAGGGCUGCCUGGCCUCUGUGGACUUGAACGGCCGCCUGCCUGAUCUCAUCAACGAUGCUCUCCACAGGAGUGGACAGAUUGAGCGAGGCUGUGAAGGUCCCAGCACAACCUGUCAGGAGGAUUCAUGUGCCAACCAGGGGGUUUGCAUGCAGCAGUGGGAAGGCUUCACUUGUGACUGCUCCAUGACGUCAUAUUCCGGAAACCAGUGCAAUGAUCCUGGUGCCACGUAUAUCUUUGGGAAAAGUGGUGGUCUCAUCCUCUACACCUGGCCAGCGAAUGACAGACCCAGCACACGCUCUGACCGCCUCGCCGUGGGAUUCAGCACCACUGUGAAGGAUGGCAUCUUAGUACGCAUUGACAGUGCCCCAGGGCUUGGAGACUUCCUCCAGCUCCACAUUGAACAAGGGAAAAUUGGAGUUGUCUUCAAUAUUGGCACAGUUGAUAUCUCCAUCAAAGAAGAGAGAACUCCUGUCAAUGAUGGCAAAUACCAUGUUGUGCGCUUCACCAGGAAUGGGGGAAAUGCAACGCUUCAGGUGGACAACUGGCCAGUGAAUGAGCAUUAUCCUACAGGCAACACUGAUAAUGAACGCCUCCAAAUGGUAAAACAGAAAAUCCCCUUCAAAUAUAACCGGCCUGUAGAGGAGUGGCUGCAGGAAAAAGGCCGGCAGUUAACCAUCUUCAACACCCAGGCGCAAAUAGCCAUCGGAGGAAAGGACAAAGGACGCCUCUUCCAAGGCCAACUCUCUGGGCUCUAUUAUGACGGUUUGAAAGUACUGAACAUGGCAGCGGAGAACAACCCUAAUAUUAAAAUCAAUGGAAGUGUCCGGCUAGUGGGAGAAAUUCCACCACUCCCAGGAACAACACAGACAACCUCCAUGCCACCUGAAAUGUCUACCACUGUCAUGGAAACCACCACCACCAUGGCUACUACCACCACCCGCAAGAAUCGCUCUACAGCCAGCAUUCAGCCAACAUCAGAUGACCUUGUUUCAUCUGCUGAAUGUUCAAGUGAUGAUGAAGACUUUGUCGAAUGUGAACCAAGUACAGGUAGGUCAGGAGGUGAAUUAGUUAUUCCUCUUCUUGUAGAAGACCCUUUAGCUACCCCUCCUAUUGCUACUCGUGUACCUUCCAUUACACUCCCCCCUACCUUCCGCCCCCUCCUCACCAUUAUUGAGACCACCAAAGAUUCCCUGUCCAUGACCUCUGAGGCGGGGUUACCUUGCUUGUCGGACCAAGGCAGCGAUGGUUGUGAUGAUGAUGGCUUGGUGAUAUCUGGGUAUGGCUCAGGGGAAACCUUUGACUCUAACCUGCCCCCUACUGAUGAUGAAGAUUUUUACACCACCUUCUCCUUGGUAACAGAUAAGAGUCUUUCCACUUCAAUCUUCGAAGGUGGCUACAAAGCACAUGCGCCCAAGUGGGAAUCCAAGGACUUUAGACCUAACAAAGUCUCGGAAACUAGUAGAACUACAACCACAUCUUUGUCCCCUGAGCUGAUCCGCUUCACAGCGUCCUCCUCGUCUGGGAUGGUGCCCAAAUUGCCAGCUGGCAAAAUGAAUAACCGUGAUCUCAAACCCCAGCCUGAUCUAGUCUUGCUUCCGUUGCCCACUGCCUAUGAGCUAGACAGCACCAAACUGCGGAGCCCACUAAUCACUUCCCCCAUGUUCCGUAAUGUGCCCACAGCAAACCCCACGGAGCCAGGGAUCAGACGGGUUCCGGGGGCCUCAGAGGUGAUCCGGGAGUCCAGCAGUACAACAGGGAUGGUCGUCGGCAUUGUGGCUGCUGCCGCCCUCUGCAUCUUGAUCCUCCUGUACGCCAUGUACAAGUACAGGAACAGGGACGAGGGGUCCUAUCAAGUGGACGAGACGAGGAACUACAUCAGCAACUCGGCCCAGAGCAACGGCACGCUCAUGAAGGAGAAGCAAGCCAGCUCCAAGAGCGGCCAUAAGAAACAGAAAAACAAGGACAAGGAGUAUUACGUGUAAACACAACACCGAUCUAUGCGAAUUUAAAACAGCAUUAUUUAUACACACACACACCUGAGCACUUUGACAAAAACAAAAAAAAAAAAAAAAAAAAAAAAACUCGUUGGAUGUGUUCUGUGAGAUGGGGUGUACCACGACUAUGGUGGGGAAAACCAUUUUGAAAAGGACACGUAAGGAUGGUGUAUUUCUCUGUGAUGUUCAGCCAGGCUGCAAAGUUGCAUCCACGGCCUGGAGACAGAAAGUUCUCUCUGCUCUGCUGUAUCCUAAAGCACAGACUUAGUGCCCUGGAGCAAGUCCAUGACUCCACAUGACUUGGAAGCUUCCUUCUCUCCAGGACCUUUUGAAAGGGGUAGAAGACUAUACGGCUUACUUGUUCCAUAGCUCCAAGUGAGUCUGUACUGAUGUUUGUGAAUCUUGACUGUAACAAUGUUGGGUUAUUUUUUUGUUUGUUUGUUCGUUUAAUUAUGUAAAAAAACAAAAACAAAAAAAAAAUGAGAAAAGAAAAAUGCUUUAAAAAAAAUCAAAAACAAAACAUUUAAAAAAAAAAAAAACCCAGAAAUGCCCUUAUCUGGUUCUGGCCAGUGUGAGUAUAACUUUCCAAGAUCUGAGGGGAAAAUGGCUUUUGGGUUUUCAUUUAUUUAUUUUUGACAAUGACUGCACAUAAGAAGAGGAAAAAAAAUACUCAGAAAUAAAAUGUUUGAGACUCUUGCCAUAUGAACUCAAAAUCUACCAUGGCAUUCACUCCACGUAGCAGGUUGUGGUGUCUCUAGAAUCGGUCAUUUGUUUCCUAACGCUUUGAUGAACCCAUGUUAUGGAUGUUAAUCUAUUUGAAAAGCAGGUCCCCAAGAUCUAAUUCUAGUAUUUGACACUCAAACCUACAGCAGAUGGGUUUGGGGCUGGUUUUAUCAGAGCUAUUGGUUUCACUUAAAAAAAAAAUACUGUCCCUGUCCAUAGACCCAAAUUGUGUGAACGGGGAAAGAUAAACCCCAUAAAUUAAAGCAGAGCCUUUCCGAGGGAAGGGAAGGGGAUGGGGGUAGAAUGGAUGUGUGAUCCAAAUGCAUGCAAAUAAAGAAACUACAAUGCCGGUGUCUGUUUCAACAGACUGCAGGGGAGUCCCCAACUGGUAAUGCAACCACACAUGAUCACACAAGCCACAUCAUGGCCAAGUGUGAAAAUCUUACUUAUUUCCCCACCCCCGACAUGAAAACGGUUUCCAUAGUGGUUUAAUUUUGUAGCCUGAUGUGAAUAAAUCUCUCUUUCCAUCUCCUCAUGUCUCCCUCCACCCAUCUUUUAUAAACACAAAUAAAUAAAUGAAUAAAGCUGCUGUGACACACACAAAAAGGAUUUAAUAGUAUAAUAUAUAUAAAUAAAUAUAUAUAUACAGAUAUAUUUAUCAUGGUAUGUUUGAUGGGAUGACUGACACAGAAAUCUGUUAAAGUCUUGAAGUGGAAUGAGAAUGUUAUUUUAAAAGAAAAAUAACAAAACAACAAAAAAGUAAACCUUAAAAUGUGAAGAAAGUGUGAGUUUUCGUUUUGUCACAGUUAACUGUGUCAAAGAGAAUUUAAACAACAACAACAACAAAAACUUCUCAGAUUUUGUUUACAUAUUUUACUACAUUUUUGCUGGUAUAAUUCCUUAGUCACAUAUGUACAUAACCGCUUUAAGAACUGUUAUUUCCUUUCUAUCUGUUUGUUUGGUUUGUAUCCCAUUCUUUUCUGUCUUCUUUUUGUAAAGAGGAAACAAUGUACAGAGUAAUAAUAAACUGGUCUUGUGGCCGUAGCCAUUCAAAAAGCAAGAAGAUGAAACAAGACAAAUACUCGCAUAGAGGUGAAGUGUGUCAUCCGGAGGGGCAGGCAUAUACAAUUUCUUUUGUACAGAUGAAAACCAAUCAGCUGUUUAGAUUUAGAAAUCUACUCUUGCUGGUCUUUGUAAGUUGCAUGAAUAUUUGACUUUGAAAAAAAAUAUCUUAAAGACAUGGGGCAGAAGGCACAGUCUAAAACAAUGGUCGCCUUUUCUGAUGUGUAUGGAAAGCGAUGUUCCUCCUUAUCUGAGAUUUCAAUGUGUUAAGAGUUUUCAUUUUCUUUUUGUUGUCAUUGAAAAGACAGGACUAUAAAAUGAUAUCAAAGCACGAUUUUAGAUAAAUGGCCCAGCCUAUAUGAAGUUGAUUAUAUCUCGAUGUCUGUGACAGAUUGCUGUUCUUGGAGUUUUGAGGUCUUGUGAACUGAUCUCCUGUUUUCUUUCUUUUCAUUUUUUUAAAAUCUGAGUAAAAGCUCAUUUGUUAUAUUCCUUUUAGUGUAAGUUUCUAUUUGGACAAUUUUAUGGGAACUCGUGCAUUCUGUAUGUGAGCUUUCAUCAUAUUCCUGUUGUUUUCUUCGCAGAGCCUAAAGGAAAUUUUUUCAUAAUGUUGUGAUGUUACUGCUUUUUUCUUUUACCUUUUCUCUUUUAUUUCCCAUUUGCUUUUUCGUUCAAGGAUAUGCUUAGCAAUAAAAUUUUCU